AUAAAUGAGUGUCAGAGUAAAAUUAGAUAAUAAAGAGAGAGGAUAUUAUGCCUCAUUAUAUUAAGCAGUUGAUGCAACAGUAUUUGAAUACAUAAUUGCAUUAGAAUAGUGGUUAAAUUGGAGGAGCUUAAGCUGUCACAUUUUUUAAAAGAUCAGGAUUAUCAGUUGAUAUUUUAAAGAAGAUUUGGUUAAUAAGUUCACCUAAUAAUUAAACUUUGAAUAAAGAAGAAUUUUAUGUGGCAUUAAAGUUGAUCAGUUAUGCUUAAAAUAAUAUUGAGGUUUCAAACGAUUCAAUUUAAAGAUGUAUUCCAAGUCCAUUACCAUUAUUUUAAUCUGAUACAGAAGAAGUCUAUAAACUAAAACCAGAAUAAGAAAGGUUAUAUCAAAAUUAUAUUUAAUAAUUGGAUCAUUCCAAUUCCUCAGUAAUAUAAUAUUAUUAUAUAUUAGGUUUCAACCUAAAUGGCUAUCAAUUUGUUCAAAAAAACUUAACUUACUUAAUCCUAAUUAUAAAGUAUCAUUAAUCUUGUUGAUCCAAAUCUAUAAACUAAACCAAGAAUAACCACACAUUCUUAUAUAAUUAUAGCUCAUCUUAUAUCUUUAGCAUCUUAGAGUGUUCCAAUACCAUAAAAAUUACCAAAUUCUUUAUCAGAAUACUUAAAUUAACAAAUAUUGAUAUCUUAAUAAUUAUCUACACUUGUUUCUAAAUCUAAUGAUCUUUUAGAUUUUGAUGCUAAUUUUGAUAAAUCUAAAUCUCCUAUUGAUAAAUGUAUCUAUUUUUUAUUAAGUAUUUAGAUAGUGCUUUCAAUUAUAUGGAAAUACCUAAUCCUAUUAUUGAAUAAACACCUCUUCAAUAAUAAACUUAAUCAACUACAUCAUAAUCAUUUUAAAUACCUACAAAAUCAACAUAAUAAUCAAUUUAAUAAUAAUAAAAGUCAAAUGACUCAAUUAUAAAUGAUAAUGAAUCUUAAACAUUAACAUAAUAAAUUAUUUUAUAAACUGUUACUUAAUAGUAAAUACUACCUUCAUAAAAUAUGAUUUAAUAAUAACAAUAAUAAUCACUUCUUUCUUAAAAACCUAAAUAAAAUAUAGAUUUUUAAAAAUAAGUCCUACUUUAAGAAUAAAUGUUAAUACAACAAUAAUAAUUAGAAUAGAAUUAUAAAGAAGCUAAUUAUUUACUCAAUGAAUUUAAGGAAUCUCAUGAGAAAAUCUUAAUUUCAACCCAAAGUUAAUUAGAAUCAUUACAAACCACAAAUGAACAAUAUAAAACUUUAUUAAAAAAGAUUUCAGAUGAAAAUUAUUUAUUCUAAGAAGAACUAAAAUAAAUUGAUUAAUAAAAGUAAAAACUUACAGAAUCUUUAAGUAAAUAAGCAAUUGAAAUUAAUUAAAAAUUAGGAUUGAAUAUUUAAUUAAAAUAAGAAUAUUCUAAAUAAACUACAAAUACAAUUAAUACAGUAUCAGAUUAUGCAAAUUAAAUAAUAGGAGAUUUAAGAUCCAAUUAUGAAAUUGAGUAAGAAAGAAAGAAAAGAUAAGAAUAAGAGUUAUAAAAAGAAUUAAAAUUAUAAAGAGAUUAAAUGAGUUCAAUAUUUGAAACUUUAAGUACUUUAACUAAAGAUUUAAAAUCAUAAAGAAAGAAUUCUACUCCUUAUUAACCAAUUGAAACACAUGAAGUACAGAAUAAUACAUUUGUAUCUUUUUAACCAGAUUAAUAACUGUUAUAAAUUAAAGCUAAUUAAAUAUAAUUAGAUUAGUAAUAAUUUGGAGAAGUAUUAGAAAAAAAAAAUGAUAUUAUUGAUUUUAGAGUAAUUAAAUCAUAAGAAUAAUAAUCAGAAUAAAUUAAAUUAGUUGAGUCAAAUAAUAAAGAAUAAUUUGAUGUAUUUUCUUUAUACAAUGAUAAAUAAAAUAAGGAUUUAAUUAAUUAAGUAGUUUAAGCAGAUGUGAAUGAUUAAAAAUAAUUAGAAUUAUUUGAAUAACAACAAUUUAAAUAAUAAUUAGUAGAAAAUUUUGGAUUUACUGAAAAAAAUUAUGUUUAAUAACCUCAAUAAUAAUAAUAAGAAAUAAAAUUAGAAGUAGAUAUUGGAUUUGGUAAUCAUAAUAAUAAUGUUGAUAAUAAAAAUAUAGAAGAUCAUUAAGAAAUUUAAUAAAAAGAUGAAUAACAAAUAAAUAUUCAAUUUGAUUAAAAUCCAUCUAUCAAUUUUGAUUAAAAUUUUGUAUUUGAUUAAGGAUUAAAAUAAAGUGAUGAAGUUUAAAUAGAUUUUGAUGCAAAUAAAGAGUUUGGAGGAGGUGAUUGGGGAGGAUUUGCUGAGAAUUUGGCUAAAGAAUCUCAUCAAUAAUAAGAUGAAUUUUAAACAUUUUCAUGGUGA
Messenger RNA from Paramecium sonneborni, 2360 nucleotides. Lineage: Eukaryota; Ciliophora; Oligohymenophorea; Peniculida; Parameciidae. The record is from the annotation of a GenBank genome assembly.